AUGAGAGUCGAGCCAGCCCCGACGAUCAAGUUCAUGUUGAACGGUGUGUCCACACCCAACACCGAUAUUGACAAACUGGAACUGCAAGCAUGCUAUCGUGCGCUGAGCAAUUUCCGUACUUUGCUGAAUCGAGAAUCAAUGCUGAAUCUCCUAAGUGAGCAGAUCGAAGAUGGGAACCGGUACUUUGACUCGCUGAUAAAAGAAUCGAACGGAGGACUUCGAGAGUGUAGAACAUACAUGAAAGUCACCGGAGUCACUGCCACGGAUAUCAGGGCCAUCACAAGCCGCUGGCUGCUUUCACGACCCAUUGAAGAUAUGGCGGCCAGGUGUGUAUUCCCGGCUCAUCCGGAGCACUAUGCAAUCAUGCAUGGACCAGGGUCGCUGCCGAGGAAUCCUCCAGACUGCGGCGUUGAAGUGAUCGGGGAGCACAUGGCCAAGGUUCGGUAUGUCGAUCUCAACAAGGGAAUAGAAGAUAUGCCAGGAUGGAUGCUCAAGGAGAGAGACUACGAUUAUGACAUGGCAGAAACGUUGGUUGCCAAGCUCACUAGCGGAAGCAAACUAUUCUAUAUCCUGAACGAGUUCAUGGACACCGAGGGUGGUUGCAAGAUUAGGCUGCGCACGUUUUUCCCUUCUGCUGCACCUUGGUCUUUGAUUAACCAGCAUGCGCAGCAUCUUGCGAUCGAGUUUCGCAAUGUCCUCACGAUGGUUGACGAGGUCGUUCAGGAAUUUGAGGAUAGUUUUUGA
Molecule: messenger RNA, 744 nt
Organism: Penicillium brevicompactum
Lineage: Eukaryota; Fungi; Ascomycota; Eurotiomycetes; Eurotiales; Aspergillaceae
Exons: 1
Coding region: 1-744 (247 amino acids)
Source: RefSeq, a predicted model, not a curated record